Messenger RNA from Onychostruthus taczanowskii (white-rumped snowfinch), 4275 nucleotides. RefSeq names its product HR lysine demethylase and nuclear receptor corepressor (gene HR). Gene Ontology annotation, molecular function: transcription coregulator activity; histone H3K9 demethylase activity; chromatin DNA binding. NCBI's taxonomy places the organism in Eukaryota, Metazoa, Chordata, Aves, Passeriformes, Passeridae. Gene Ontology annotation, cellular component: histone deacetylase complex; chromatin. Gene Ontology annotation, biological process: regulation of transcription by RNA polymerase II. The transcript is spliced from 18 exons. The record is from RefSeq and is a predicted model, not a curated record. The coding region runs from base 72 to 4157 and encodes 1361 amino acids.
GUCCCUCUCCCUGCCCGCAGGAUCCGGCCUGCCCGGGACGGCGCUGAGCACCACAUGAGUGUCGGAGCAGCAUGGCCAGCGACGCGAGGAUGGGGGAGACCCCGGCGCGGUGGAGAAGAGCCCCGGAGGCAGCGCAGGACUCCCGGGGGAUGGAGAACAGCGGGAUGCUUUUAUCCCGAAGCGCCGCUGCCGAGCUGGGACUCCAGGGCUACCCGGAGCCCGGCAAGCUGAGCUACGCCAUGGAGAAAGGAUGUCCCUGGAGGGGCUCCGAGGGAUGUCUGGGACCCGUCCGGGAGCUCGCCGGUGGCCGCCUGGGCUGUCCCUACCCACCGGCCCCGCCGUGCCUGCGGGACGCCCUGAGCCGCCCCAAGGACGGAGCCGAGCUCCCCCCGCUGCUGCCCCCCCGGAACGGGCAGCCCAAGGCGGGCUGGGGGGAACCCUGCAAGGAGCACCCGGGGCCGCGCUGGGCCGAGGCCGUGCUGGCCCCGCUGGCCCUCUACAGCCACGCGUACCACCGCUACCCCCUGCCCGUGCCCGGGCUGGACACGCCGCGCCCCGGCACCGCCGGCAAGCCCCGCAGCGCCGCGGGGGACGCGGCCGGAGACCCCCCGGCCUUCCACCACUGCCCCUUCCUCGUGGAGGCCAAGCACAGCCCCUUCCUCCUGUCCUCGCUGCUGCCCAGCGGACCCCCGGCCGAGCCCCCGUUCGGCGGCGCGGGGGCGGAGGGGCCGGGCCCGGGGGGUGACGGGCGCUUCGCCGGCCUGGACUGGCGUUUGUGCUCCUACGCGCCCGCCUGGGGACAGCCCCUCUACCUGGGGGUCCCGCCGAGGUGCAAGGCGGCUCCGGCCCCCUUCGAGGACUGCUCCAGCUCAGGGAACAAGGAGUUUUACGUCAAGAAAGGACCCGGGUUCCACCCCUCGACCAAGAACCACGCGGCGCCGCAGCUGCUGGGCAAGGGCCAAGCAGGGCACGACAGAGACGGGGAGGGGGAGCCGGCGGUGCCGGAGCUGCCGGGAGCCCCGUGGAGGGAUGGCCGGGCGGGGGGCAGCUCGGCGGUGCCCGUUCCCCAUCCCCGCACGCCUCCCCCCGGCGCCAGCCGCCCCCUGUUCCUCCUGCAGCCCGGCUCGGGGGGCUGCGGGGGGCCCUGGGUGGGCGCACGGCCCCACGGCGCCGAUUUUUCCAUGGACGCGGGGCCGGGCCGGCCCUCGGAGCCCAAAGAUGAGCGCCUGGGCUACCGAAGCGCCCAGCCCGGCUCGCCCCCGGCAUGCGGGGAUCCCCAUCCCUCGCCUCUGCCGGCGGACGGGCACUACCCAGCGGCUCCGGCCAAGCCCGAAGCCCCCCCGGGCUGUCUCUGCCCCACCCCGGGCUGCGAUGGGUGCCCGGGGGUGGGCUGCGGGGUGCCCAACCCCUUCGAGCCCAGCCUGGGCAUGGCCGGGGGGCGUUUUCCGUGCCCCCCCAGCAACCACACCAAGCUGAAGAAGACGUGGCUGACGCGGCACUCGGAGCAGUCGCUGCCUCGCUCCAAAGCUUCCCGGCGGGACGGGGGUCCCGAGCCCCCCGGGGAGGGCAAGCGCUCGGCCAAACGCCCCCACGGCACCGCCGAUGGUCCCCGCCCCGCCGGCGAGGGCGCCGGGGCGGCCAAAAGGGGCACCAAGGCCACCGCGGGCCCGGAGAGCGCGGGGGACGCCGAGGAGAGGAGGAUGGAGCUGGGAGAGGAAGGUGAGGAUGCACAGGAUGCGCAGCGGGGCCUGGGAGAGGGCGGGGGCAGCAGCCGAUCCCGAGGGAAUUUUGCAUCCCGGUUCCCGGCGCCCACAACACGAGCUGGGAACACGUGUGGGCUGAGGAACCUGCUGCGCUGGGGUUUUUCCCGGCGUGACCGGGUCUGGCAGCGAUUCCCGGGGUGGGCACGGAUCGAAAUGUCCCUUUGGGGCAGCGUGACACCCUCGGAGCCGCCGAGCCGUGCGGGGGAGCCGUGGUGCCUGCAGAGCCUGCCCUGCACGGCGCUGCCCCCCAGCAUCCCCCGCUGCUGUGCCUGUGCCCCCCGCGCCGGGGGGGACCCCGAGGGCGAGGAUGAGGAGGAGGAGCCCCCCGAGAGCACCUGCAGGCUGCUGCACUUCCGCAGGUUCGCCCUGGGGGACAGCGGCGAGCUGAGCGUCGAUGGCCUCUGCACCCUGGGGGAGGCCGAGGGGGAAGCGGCCGGCCCCGAUCCGGGGGUCAGGAACGUGGGGAGCAGGAAUGUGGGGAGCAGGAGCGUGGGGAGCAGCCUCUGCCUGGCCAAGUACCUGCUGGGGGUCCUGGGGGACCCUUUCUGCGCCGCCGUCCGCAGGGACAGGGACACGUGGCCGGGAGCCCCCGGCGGGCCCGAGGCAGGGGUGACGGGCUGGAGGCGGGGGGAAGGAGCCCCCCAGCUCUGUGACGCCUGCCAGCGUGGCUUCUUCAACUCCCACUGGAGCUGCGCCAGAUGUGGCUUCCAGCUGUGCCCCGAGUGCCACCGCAGCCGGCGGGAGGAGAGUGGCCCUGAGGGUCCGGCGAUGCCACCGGAGUGCGCCCCCGGGCGGGACCACCACGUGUCAUCGCUGGUCCCCACGCAGUUCGUCCCCACCUGUGUCCUGACCCGGCUCUGGAAGCUCCUGCACCAGGUCAGGGUCAAGUUUGGCAUCGAGUCGCACUGUCCCUGCGGGGCGGGGGCCGCGGAGCCGAGCCUGGCGGAGCCCCCGGGCAGGCAGGAGCCGCCGGGGGCCGCGGUGCCCACCCUGCCCCCCCGCAGCCACGGCCCCGCAGACCCCGCCCGGCCCAUCAAGGAAGAGAGCCCCGAGGGGGGCCCGCCGUCCCCGGGGCAGCCCCCGGCGCGGGUGGGGGGCGUGCAGAGCACGACCCUCUGCGACCUGCUGGCCUCCACCGCCGUGAAGCUGUGCCUGGGGCAGGACGGGGUGCGCAUGGCCUUCGCCCCCGUGGCACCGGCGCUGCCCAGCGACAAUCGCCUGACCAGCAUCCUGGACAGCAUCAUCGCCCGCGUGGUGGAGAAGAAGAUCCAGGAGAGGCAGGUAGGGGCCGAGCUGAGCCCCCCCGGCUCCCCGGACCCCCCCGCAUCCCACUGCAUCCUGGCCCCCAGCGGGCUGCUCUGGCUGCACGACCCCGGCCACGCCAGCAACUACAAACUGUUCCAGGAGCACUGGAGGCAGGGCCAGCCUGUGCUGGUUUCAGGGCUGCAGAAGAGGCUGGAGCCGCGGCUGUGGGCGCCCGAAUCCUUCCAGCCCCCGGGGCAGGAGGAGGAGGAGGUGGAGGCGGUGAACCUGCGGGCACCGCGGAGCCGAGUCCGGAUGAGCAGGCGGCAGUUUUGGGAUGGCUUUGCCGCCAGCACAGCAUCCCCCGAGCAGGAGCAGAGCAGCGGGGACCUGCUGAAGCUGGAGCGCGGCCUUGGGGACACGGAGCUGAGCCGGGCCACCAACCUGCAGGCCAGCCUGCCCCUGCCCGAGUACUGCGGGGCCAGCGGCCGCCUCAACCUGGCCAGCUACCUGCGGGGCCAGCGGGGCCGGCGCUGGCUCCGCCCGCGCGUCUGCGUGGCCUACGGCGCGCGUUCGCAGCAGCGGAACUUCGGGACCAAAGCCCUGACGGUGGAAGCGGCCGAUUCCAUCAGCGUCCUGGCGCACGCAGCGCCGGCACCGCGGGAGCUGCCGCUGCCAGCGGACGCGGAGGAGCUGGAGGCGCCGCUGCGGGCGCGGCUCGGGCAGGGCGGGCGGCCCGGCGCCCUGUGGCACAUCUACCGCGCCGAGGACGCCGCGCGGAUCCGCGAAUUCCUGCUCAAGGCGGAGCAGGAGCCGGGGUGGGAGGGGGCGGCCCCGGCGGAGCCCCCCGGCCGCUACCUGGACCCCGGCCUGCGGCGGCGGCUGCGGGACGAGUGCGGCGUGAGCGGCUGGAGCCUCCUGCAGCUCCCGGGGGACGCCGUGCUGGUCCCCGCCGGGGCUCCCCACCAGGUGCAGAGCCUCGGCGGCACCAUCAGCGUGGAGCAGCAAUUCCUGUCCCCGGAGAGCGCCGUGCGCCUCCGGCACCUCGGCACCGGCCCCGCCGGGACCCCGCGCCAGCUGCGCGCCCAGCUGGACGGGAUGAUCUUCGCCGCCGUGAGGGAGGCACUGGGGGUCCUGCGGGGCUGCCAGUGAGGGCACGGAGCGACGGGAGGACACCGGGAGCCUCGGGCACGGUCACAGCCACGGCCGGGACACCGGGAGCCUCGGUCGUGGGCACGGCCGGGACACCGCGGGGAGCCGGGACCGCGCG